Molecule: messenger RNA, 8453 nt
Organism: Asterias rubens (European starfish)
Lineage: Eukaryota; Metazoa; Echinodermata; Asteroidea; Forcipulatida; Asteriidae
Exons: 6
Coding region: 689-7621 (2310 amino acids)
Source: RefSeq, a predicted model, not a curated record
UAUUAAGGAAUUUGUUGAAUGUGGUGUACAUGCAAACCAGAGAAAUUGUGCGCUCUUUUGUCUAGUCGACACUCCGGCCGGUCGUUCUCAGAAUGUGCACUUACUGCAGCCAUGCCCUGUGUGUGUGUACUUAAGUGGACGUAAAUCGUAAACAUGCUUUCUCUACACACACUGCUGACUGGGUGGGAGCUUGUUAAGCGUGUGCAGACUUUGUUAGUCUAGAAAUACCGGAUUACCGGCAAUGCGUUUUGCUGUGAAAGCAGCAUGCUGGGAGUCUUGGAUGGAGUUUGAUUCUAUAACGCCUGAACAAGAUUCAACCCUGCUACUAUUGGUAACAUAGUUGACCAACUAAAACUAUUCAACUGCGCUGGUCAACGGCCUACUGGUCAUUGUUGGUGACACAUUUGCACAGAACUUUGUGUGUAUAGUAUAGAUGCAUCCACUGUAUAACUGCAGAUCAGUACUGAAGAAAAGUUCAUUGGGAAACUAGGAUGAACAUCUGAUGAACAUCGAGACUCAACGUUUUGUGACUACAACAUUUUGUGACUACGACUUUGACACCUUGUAAACCUAUACAGCAAGUAUGAAGAUGGGAUGGAAUUGGUGGACCAACUGCUAAGAACAAACCUCUUGUACACAUUGGGAUACUAGAUGAUUGGUGAGGACUGUAGCUGGUAAGCAAGACAGAAUGGAGCCAGAUUCAAGCAGUGAUAAGGUGACUGGAGUUUCUUUUAACUCUGGCACUCAGGAGUUUGGAGUACAUCUACCCAACGGUCUUGAAGCUGCAACAGAGUUGGCUGCAGUACCAGAUAAUCCCACUAUACCUGACACUGUUAAACUUCAAGAAACAGAGUGUGAUUCAAUAUCAUCAGACACUCUGUGCCUCACUGCAACACCCCAGAUACCAGCCAAAAACUGCACUGAUUUAUCUGUAAAGACUGAGUCGACGCUCUGCCUCCAGAACAGUCACAAAGAUUCAGCUGAAUUAUCCUCUGGUAACUCGGUAACAAAAUGCACUGUUAUUAAUCAGGAUUCAAAAGAUUGUGCCAACAGGUCAUGUGUCUCCAAGAAUGUCACAAACCUUGAAAAUGAUUUCUGCACUGAAGUAAAAACACCUUUGCAGCUGAAAAAAACCAAAGGUAAUUCAAGUGAAACUGAGGACGAGGAGGAGCUUUACGCUGAAAGUAUUGUAGAAACAAUUAAAUUCAAAAUCCUAAAGAAAUACUUUGGAGACACAAGAAAACCAGGUGUGUUGCAUAGACUGCAUCAUAAAAGGAACUAUGGUUCAUUUAAAUGCAGACAAUGUUAUUUGUCCUUUCACUAUCGCCCCUCGUUAAUAUUCCACAAGUAUUCACAUGGUAACAAACAUCACCUGUAUGAGUGUUGUAAAUGUAGCUACAAAUCCUCUGCCCCUGGUGCUUACAUGCAACAUGAGCUACAACACCAUCCUGAUCAUUUAUAUCAAUGUGAAGUCUGUAACAUUGCAUUCCUACAGAGGAGUACAUGGACUAGACACGUUGCUGCACAUGUAAACAACCAAUCUAUGACAAAAGAACACUCUUCCAGUCACUUGGGGGAUAAGACUGCAACCCAAUCAAAGAUGACAUGCAACAUUCCUGAUCAACUGGAGGUAAUUCAUGGUAUGGCAAGCCAGAACACCAAAACACCAAAGCCGAGCUCUUCAACCAAACAGCAAUGUGAAACCAGGAAUGAACAGAUUAAGUGCAAGUUUUGCCAGCAGUUAUUCCCAUUGGAAGGUGAAGAGUACACCCAGCAUCUACAGUCAACUGAUAAGAGCGUGACUUCAGCCAAGAAAAGCUGUCCAUGGUGUAGCUUCAUAGGCAGUUCAACUUGUCAUCUAACACGACACAAACAUAAAAUUCAUCUGUGUUGUCUGCUGUGUAAUAAGAAGUACCCUCACAAAGAUCUAUUGAGGCAACAUGUUAAUUCUUUCCACAGCAGACUUGUGAACAGUCCUGGAAAGAUCAAAGCAAGAAGAAGGCCAAAGGCAUUUGGGAAAAAGCAUAAACCAGGACUAUGUUUGACCUCAGAAACAUCCCGUCAACAAAUGGAAGACCACCAAGAACACAAGAGCCUCCCUAACAAUAAGGAGGUAGUGCAACACUGGUACUGCAUGACUUGUAAGGUGAUAUUCCCAACUAAGAGACUUCUUGAUCUACACAUAAAACUGAAUCACCGCCCAAUGAAGAAAGCAACUGAAGGUCAUCAAGAGCAAGAGAAUGAUGAGAUGGGGCAAUGGCGAUGUCUUUUGUGUAACACACUCCAUGAGACUCUAAGGGAAUGUGAUAAGCACCUGUUGCGUAUUCAUCCUGAUGAGUAUGAAUACUGCCCUCGAGAUGAGAUAGCUGAGCCUACACUAUCGGUAGAUUUGCCGGUACUGCCAGAAUCAGAACCACCAUACACAUGUAAUAUGUGUGACUCUAUGGUGACAUCCUCAGAGCUACUACACAAACAUAAGGAGAAAUUCCACAAGGUAGCAUACAAGAUAUCCAUUACUGAGGAACUCAACGCCAAGCAACGUAGCUACAGAUGUAGGUACAGGUGUGGCUACACAGACUGUCUCUAUAUGAACGUCACUAAACAUGAGGUCAACUGUGCACAAAAGGUGCCAGUCACGUCCAUAAUCCUACCAUCAGCAGUGCUCGAUACAUCCACUGGGAAGUUAAUUACCAAGUAUUCUGAUGUUUUGAAGCCUGAUACUGACUCUCAUCAAUCUCUUGGCCAUCCAAUUACUGAGCAGCAAGCAUCAUUAACUGGAACGCUAAGUAUUAGCCAAACACUGGCAGUUUCUGUUCAGGGUGACCAGAAUGCCGCCAGGAAUCAAGCAUCAGUUAUGAGCAAUUUGAAUAUGGAUGAAAUGCAGUCAGCUUCAUUUAAGUAUGACCAGAGUGUUGUUGGAAUGGAGCUGCCACCAAAGCCAAGCCGCAAGAAUCUCAAUUCAAAAGAGCAACCGUCUCAAAGCAACAUGCAGACUUUCAACGACAAACACCAACUUCCUGAAAACUGCAUGCAGAAUGAAAACAAGACUCAGCAAACAUCAGACAGUAGCAUGCAGAAUGAAAACAAGACUCUACAGACAUCAGACAGUAGCAUGCAGAAUGAAAACGAGACUCUACAAACAUCAGACAGUAGCAUGCAGAAUGAAAACAAGACUCUGCAAACAUCAGACAGUAGCAUGCAGAAUGAAAACGAGACCCUACAAACAUCAGACAGUAGCAUGCAGAAUGAAAACGAGACUCUACAGACAUCAGACAGUAGCAUGCAGAAUGAAAACAAGAAUCUACAAACAUCAGACAGUAGCAUGCAGAAUGAAAACAAGACUCUGCAAACAUCGGACAGUAGCAUGCAGAAUGAAAACGAGACUCUACAAACAUCAAAUGGUAGCAUGCAGAAUGAAAACAAGACUCUGCAGACAUCACAUAGUAGCAUGCAGAACGUAAACAUGACUGGGGAAGCUUCAAAUUGUAGAAUGCAGAAUGUGAAUGAGACUCGACAAACAUCAACUACAUGUAAUAGCGUGGAGAAUGAAAACAAGAUGCUGAAGUCUUCACCAACUAGUGUACACAAAUUCAAGGGCCAGACACAGUGUGAAAAGGAAGCUGUGAUCAAGACAACAGCUAUUGAUAGGGUUCAUGUUAUCAAAACAUUCAAUGGAAAGGAAUUACAAGAUGUUAGCAAAUCACCUCCAAAUAGCCAACCACAACCAGUUCAAUCAACAAUACCAACAGAUCAACGUUGGAAUUUGACAUCGAGUAAUGCAGCUAAAAUAACUGCACACAAGAAUCCUACAAUAAUUGUUAUGCCUAGAGGUUCAGGUAAAAAGACCACAAGCUUAACCAAUACAGUGUGCCCAAGAAAAGACAAAGUGAUUGUAUAUCGUAGGCUUGAUGAGACGAGUAGUAGCAGUGAUGAAGACAGUGACUGCAGCUGGUUAGAUAAGAGCAGUUGCUCUUCGGAAGAGAAUGAGGAUGAAAAUGGAGACUUGUCUCCAGUUUUUCCAUCAAGUGAUGAAGAAGUGGCGGAAAGUGUUCCUAAUCAAGGAGCAAUCCAAUCUGCCAAUAGAUUGGUGAAUCCUGGUACCUCCUCUACACGAAACAUCACAUCAUGUCCACCCUUACUACAACCAACUGUACUCAUGAGGUUUUUUCAGGCUAUUGACAUGUCUGAUCUUUACCGACUGGCAUUACAAAUGAUAACAGGAUCUCCUCAACCCCAUACAUUACCUACCUCGGAUCCACUAAUGGAUGCAUUCAAGACAACGUCAUUUAAGUAUAAGAUUCCCAUGGGAUACAGUCAUAAAGAAUUUCAUGACAUGCCUCUAUUUCCAUCAUCUCCCGAGGUGAUGAGAAUUGACUACAUGCAAACUUUACCUUCUAAACUUGUAAGUAAGCACUACAAGACUGUAGUUGCAAAGCCCCAAGUGUUGCUGUUAACAUCACUAGUAGACAGUGCAGUUCUUGAUCAUGUCAAGGGGACCGUAUUAAAGGGAGUUGAACGUUUUGUGAGGAAGCAGCGAGUGGAGGAUCGUAAAGAUAUAACAUUAAGCCUGUCUCAGUACAUUGUCUCUCAGUACUUCAAAAAUCAAGAGAAGAAAGAUUCAAGUCAAAAUCCUCUUAAUUUCAGUCUUGCCACAGGAUCAGGGAACAGCCCAGGAGCAGGUCCAAGUUGUGUAAAGACGAAGCCUUCAAUAACUAAAACGCCUGUGUUCAAAUCAACUUCAAACAGACCUUCACCAAGUAGCACCCAAAGGGUACAAGUUAACAAACCUGCUGUAUAUGGAGUUACUAAAACAUUGAUCAAUGUUCCACCGAAGCAGUCCAACAUCCAACACAGCUCUCAGCAAACAGAAAUGAAGAAGUCAUCAGAUCUAAAGAAGAAAACAAAUGUAGCUUGCAGCAGACUGCCAUGCACUAACAGAGAACAAGAGACAACAAUUGCAAACAAAUCACAGAAUGUCCAGGGGAAAGCACCAGAGGUUGGAAAAAGUGAAAAGAAAGAUAACAAAAGUGUGAAAAAAGCUACAGCCAUCAGGGAGACAGAAAAUAGAAAAGAUGUGGCAAGUUUGAAGGUCCAUAAGAGUCCUACAAAAUCUAAGCCUGUCAGGAAUGAGAGUGUACCCCUGAGAAGGUCAUCAAGACUCCUUAGAACUUCUGACCAACAAUGCGACAAGAAUUCAGAGGCAAGUGCUGUCACAGCCUGUGACGGCCAGAAACAUGCGCGGAAGCGCACAAAGUCAAACGAGCAAAAGGACCACAAAGGGCAAGAAAAGAAACGCAAAAUGAGCAAACAAACAUGUUCCAAUGAGAUUGAAAUUGAGUCCAAAAACGAUAAAGAAAGCUGUCAAAAGGACAAUCAAGGUGAUUCAAAACCUCCAACAGUACUCAAAGCAAAGACAAGAUGUAAUGAGAGUCUCCAACCUGGUAGGAACUCAAGCAAUUCAGAUCAAAGUCCACCCGAAUCUUCUUCUUCGUCUUCACAAAUAACUUCACUCAUAAAGGGAGUAACUGCUUCGGGAGACUUUCAGAGGGCUCAGACAUCAAGUCUCAAUCAUGCUGUACAUGAAUAUUCAAGUUAUGAUGCACAUCAUGAUGAGCAUAAUGCAAUGUUGCAUGUUGCUCCAGAAACCAUACUACCAGAGAUUUACCUUGAUACUAAAGUGCAACAUACAGGUACUGAAACCAACAUUGUUGAAAGAAAUGGCAUACUGCAAAUGACAAGGCAUCCACUUUAUGGUCUCAAUAGAGGAACAAUGCAAAUACAUACGGGUGCCAAUGCUGAGUUACAUCCUUUAAACUGUAAGACAUACCUAAAGCACAUUGGCCAUAUGAAUAGUCCUGCCAAGUCAAAGCUUAUGGAAUCUGUAGCAACACAAAAUGAUGUGAAAACAAGAGGUGUGAAACCUCGUAUUGAUCCUUCAUUGCAACUAGAUGAUACUCCGGUAAAGAAACCAUUGAUUUGUAAAUGGAAUGAAAGGAUUGAAAACAGUUUCAAACCACUGCUAUACAAAAAACCACAAACGUGCAUUUCUCAUCCAGAAAAUCAACAUGGUCUCCGUAACUGGGCUGGACACACAUGGAAGCAAACAGUUAGCAAAGCAGAAGUAUUAGAACUAAUGACCAAAAGAAAAACAUGGAAAUGUGCUCCAUAUAAGAUGGCACAAGAGAGCAGAACGGCAAGGGAGAACAAUAAUGAGCUGAUAAACAAGAGAAUCGCUGUAGGUAAAGAUACAACAGUCUCAAGUGAGGAAGCCAUGAAGCAUAAUAUUUUGGAUGCUGGAGAAAGCACUGUGUCCCAAAUAGCAUCCCAUCAGGAUUCCUCAUUAAAUGGAACUCACUCAAAUAUCAGUGAAGAUGGCAAGGAAUGUGGUCAAUGCACUAACGGUGAGAUGUCUGAAGAAUCAAGCACAGAAGAAAGGAUGGAGUGUGAGGUUGUUCCUUCCAAUGCAGAGUUAGAAACAGCAACAGGGGAACGUGGUAGACUAGACACUAAGCCAUUGGAUGCAGAGUUAGAAACAGCAACAGGGGAACGUGGUAGACUAGACACUAAGCCAUUGGAUGCAGAGUUAGAAACAGCAACAGGGGAACGUGGUAGACUAGACACUAAGCCAUUGGAUGCAGAGUUAGAAACAGCAACAGGGGAACGUGGUAGACUAGACACUAAGCCAUUGGAUGCAGAGUUAGAAACAGCAACAGGGGAACGUGGUAGACUAGACACUAAGCCAUUGGAUGCAGAGUUAGAAACAGCAACAGGGGAACGUGGUAGACUAGACAGUAAGCCAUUGGAGGGGAGUCGCAACAUGAUUCAUAGCACAGGGUCUAUAAACCGUUGUCAAGGUACAGCUGAGCAUGAGGAUAGUGGUGUACAGAAGCAGAUCAUCAGACGCAGAUCAUUACGUAAUUUACAGUUGAAAAGGAAAGUUGCUGCUAAUCCAAAAGAUAAACAACACUGUACAGUUGAUCAUUCCUACAUAAAAUUUCCAAAGUUGAAGUGCAGGAGGAAAAGUACAUGUACAAAGUCUAAAAUUGGUUAUCAACUGAGAAAUAGAUGUGGGAUAGGGGCAGGCCUUGUGAAUAUUGGUGUUGGCUCCAAGACCAGUGAAAAGAGACUGAAGGUUCCUCAUGAUCACUGCUAUAUUAGCACCAAGAAACCAAAGACAACUGCUAUGGGUACAGACAAGACAGAUCAUUGCUACUAUUGGAAAACACAGAGUGCACAAAAGACAACUCAUGAAGACGAUCGUGCCUGCAAACAAAAAGAUGCCUCACUGACACAAUGUGACAAAGGGCCAACACAGAAGCCAACGACUCAACAUCCAGAUAGAAUAUGCAAACCCACGCACUCACAGGCUCAAGAUCAUUCUUACUCUUUAAAAAAUGAACAAGAGCAAAAAGCAUCCAUGGAUCAUUGCUAUGUAAGAAUUACUGCAUUAGUGUGCAUGGAUGGCAUCCAGACUUCAUCCAGUGCAACUAAUGAACCUGAUGCAGUACAACACGUAACUGGGAGAAGUAGAGGAGUUCCAGAAGUUGGUUCACCAAAUACAUGUAAUGAGAUGCUGGACAGACGUAUUUUAAGACCAAGAAGAAAGGGAUACCAGCAGUGAUUGACAAGAAUGCUUCUGCUACACCCAAUCAACAGCCUGUUUGGGGAGUACAUGUACAACACUAUACUAAUAAGCUGAUAGCAUAGUGUCAUUUGUUGAAUCAGUUCAGCGUGUGCCGAUUGCUAUAAUUCAGACAUGGAUGCUUCUUACCCCCAAAUUGUUAGUGGUAUUCUGAAGAUAUGUGCAAUUCUAUAUUUGAUCAAAAUCAAGCAAAUUUCAUACCAAAAAAGAGAUUUGUUAUCUUUAGAUGUUCCUUAAAUUCAACUCUGAAUGAAACUUUUGCCACGGUGCAUUACAGGAAAAGAAGAAAACAACUUAAGUUUCGGUUGUCGUGAUGCUUCUGUUCAUUUUUAAAUCUACAGCAAAAUUAAAUGAUUAUGAAGUACGCACAACCAUUUAAGUGCAGUGAAACUUUGCAAAAGGGUGCACCACACGCAAUGCAAGUUGUACUUCUAUUUCUGCUUUUAAAUGUUUAAGAGAAUUUUGCUAAAAUGAGCCUGCCUGGAGACAACGUUAUCUCCCAUGAAGCACUAACCCUGCAGCUAGUCUGGGAUUUGAAAACAAAGUGACUCUUGUAAAUGAAAUUCUGUCUUCACAUCUAUGCAAACCAUUUACUACAAAUUAUCAUUUACCAAUGUACAAUUUACCGUAAAAAUGUGAAAUAAAUAAAUAUGAAUAAUCUUUGCAAAAAUUAAUUCAUUUUACAGAAUUACAUUGAAUUGUCCAUAAAUGUGUAAAAUAAUAUGUAUGAACAAUGAUAUACUUAUAAUGAAUAUUUAUGAGUGCAAUGGUGCGAAUAUGUUCGUGGGUUGAAAGAUGGAAUGUUCUAUUC